AUGAUUCGACGACAUUGCCGUCUUCUGCCUCUGGCCAUCCUCCUUCUACUCCCAUGGCAGACCGUCUCCAGCGACACGGUCACGCCGGCGACGCCUCUCGCCGGGAACCGUACGCUAGUGUCGGUCGGCGGGACGUUCGCGCUUGGGUUCUUCACCCCGGACCCUGGCACGGGCAGGACGUACCUCGGCAUAUGGUACAAUAACAUCCCCGCGAGGACCGUCGUGUGGGUGGCGAACCGUGGUGCACCGGUCGUCGGCUCGGCGGCGACGCUCAAGAUCGACGGCAACGGGAGCCUCGCCGUCGUGAACGAGCAAGGCGACGUCGCGUGGGCGUCGCCGGUGACAGCGGACGUCGUCGCGCGCAGCCCCACGGCCCAGCUCCUCGACAGCGGCAACCUCGUGCUACGUUUCGCCGGCAGCGGCGGCGGCGUUGCGUGGCAGAGCUUCGACUACCCGACCGACACGCUGCUGCCGGGGAUGAAGCUGGGCGUCGACCUCCGCUCCGGCCUCGACCGGCACAUGAGCUCGUGGCGCGGCGCCGACGACCCGUCCCGCGGGGAGUUCUCGUUCCGGCUCGACCCGCGCGGCUCGCCGGAGCUGUUCCUCUACCGGUGGUCGGGCCGGACGUACGGCAGCGGGCCGUGGAACGGGUACCAGUUCUCCGGCGUGCCCAACCUCAGGUCCAACGGCCUCCUCACCUUCCGCUUCGCGUCCACGCCGGAGGAGGCCUACUACAGGUACGAGGUCGACGGCGGCAGCGACGUCCUCACGCGGUUCGUGCUCAACUGCUCCGGCCAGAUCCAGCGGCUCGUGUGGAUCGACAUGACGCGAUCCUGGAGCGUCUUCUGGUCCUACCCCAUGGACGAGUGCGACGGCUACCGCGCCUGCGGGCCGUACGGCGUCUGCAGCGUCGCGCGCUCCCCGAUGUGCGGCUGCGCGGCGGGGUUCCAGCCGAGGUUCCCCAAGGAGUGGGAGCUUCGGGACGGCUCCGGCGGCUGCGCGAGGCGCACGGAGAUCAACUGCACCGGCGGCGACGGGUUCGACACGCUGAGGAACAUGAAGCUGCCGGAGUCGGCCAACGCCACGGUCGACGGGACACUGACCCUCGAGGAGUGCCGGGUGAGCUGCCUGAAAAACUGCGCGUGCCGUGCUUACGCCAGUGCCAAUGUCAGCAGCCCGGCCGGCAAGGGGUGCUUCAUGUGGACCGGCGAUCUGCUUGACAUGCGGCAGUUCGAAAAUGGAGGCCAGGAUCUCUUCGUCAGGCUCGCUGCAUCAGACCUGCCCGCCAACAUUGCUGUCUCCAAGCAAUCGCAGGCUAGGAAGCUCGUCGAAAUCAUUGUUCCAUCGAUUGUCGCGCUACUGUUACUUCUAGCCGGACUAUUCUUCUGCACCAUGAAAGCGAAGAAGUGCAGGAAGGUGACUCAGACAGCACUGCACAACGGCCCGGAUACUCCGUUCGGACGAAGAAACCAGAUAGCUGCUGCAUCAACCGAUGAUACUCAGGACAGCUCCCUGCAUCCCCCUGGUCAGGGCAAUCACCAGGAUUUAGAUCUCCCAUCGUUUGAUGUAGCCACGAUCCUAGCUGCUACCGACAGUUUCUCCAUCGAUAACAAGAUUGGUCAAGGAGGUUUUGGUCCUGUCUACAUGGGGAAGCUUGACGGGGGGAAAGACAUAGCGGUGAAGAGGCUGUCGCGUAGAUCAACGCAAGGGCUUCGAGAAUUCAAGAACGAAGUUAAAUUGAUCGCGAGGCUUCAGCACAGGAAUCUCGUCAGGCUUCUUGGUUGCUGCAUCGAUGGUUCAGAGAGGAUGCUAGUGUAUGAGUACAUGCACAACAGUAGCCUCAACACCUUCCUUUUCAAUGAAGAAAAGCGAUCGCUGUUAAACUGGGAAAAGCGGUUCAGCAUCGUCAACGGGAUAGCGAGAGGGAUACUGUAUCUCCAUCAGGAUUCGGUCCUAAGGAUCAUCCACAGGGAUCUUAAGGCGAGCAACAUCCUACUCGACAAAGACAUGAAUCCCAAGAUCUCAGACUUUGGUGUUGCGCGGAUAUUCGGAGCUGACCAGACGGCUGCGCACACCAAGAAAAUAGUUGGAACAUAUGGAUACAUGUCUCCUGAAUACGCAAUGGAUGGGGUCUUCUCUAUUAAGUCGGACGUCUUCAGCUUCGGUGUGUUGGUGCUGGAGAUCGUUAGUGGCAAGAAAAACAGAGGCUUCUACCACACCGAGCUUGACCUAAACCUCCUUAGAUAUGCAUGGAGGAUGUGGAAGGAAGGCCGGACCCUAGGAUUCCUCGAUCAGUCGAUCACUGACACGUCGAACGUGAGGGAAGUGGUGAGAUGCAUACAGAUCGGCCUGCUUUGCGUCCAGGAGCAGCCGAGGCACAGACCAACCAUGUCGGCGGUGACCAUGAUGCUGGGCAGCGAGAACGUGGCGCUACCGGAACCAUGUGAGCCGGCGUUCAGCACGGGCAGGAACAACAUCAGCGAGGACAAGGAGGCGACCCGGUCUAACAGCGCAAGCAGUUGGACCAUAACUGUGGUAGAGGGUAGAUAGUGAUUGCAAUUUGCAAGGUGAAUAUUUUUUGGUUGGGGAAUUAGAGCUUAGGGAAUAGAAAUCGAAGAGGCACGAAUCCUUAAAUCUGAGGAUGGUUGAAAGACAUGAGCAUUUUGGAGAGACAGGGUGUGGUCUAGCUCCCACCAUUCAUUGACAAUGGAGAGUGGAAAUUGGAAGGGAACUGAUUUACAGAGAACAUGUCACGCCUUCAUCACAACAUACGCUGUCAAGCUUCCACUUAGUAGGAAACAAAGGAAUAGACAUAUCUCUCAUACUCCCCCACGAAAUGCCGUACCAAACAUAGGACUGGGACUAAAAUGACACUCCAUUUCUAGAUUACCAUUUCCUAGACCAAUAGUUUGUAACUAUUUUUGUAGAACAGAAUACAGCAUAUUUUGCACACUUGUACAUUAUUGGCU
Molecule: messenger RNA, 2969 nt
Organism: Lolium rigidum
Lineage: Eukaryota; Viridiplantae; Streptophyta; Magnoliopsida; Poales; Poaceae
Product: receptor-like serine/threonine-protein kinase SD1-8
Exons: 6
Coding region: 1-2550 (849 amino acids)
Biological process (GO): protein phosphorylation; recognition of pollen
Molecular function (GO): protein serine/threonine kinase activity; ATP binding
Source: RefSeq, a predicted model, not a curated record